Messenger RNA from Oncorhynchus kisutch (coho salmon), 3730 nucleotides. Its product is annotated as vitamin K-dependent protein S-like. The record is from RefSeq and is a predicted model, not a curated record. Gene Ontology annotation, molecular function: calcium ion binding. Gene Ontology annotation, cellular component: extracellular region. Lineage: Eukaryota; Metazoa; Chordata; Actinopteri; Salmoniformes; Salmonidae.
AUGUAUGUGUUGACCCCCCCCGCCCCCCCGCACUCCUUCCAGGGAAAGAUGAUGACAGAGGGAGGAGACGGGCAGGUCAUCAUUCUCUGCUGCCUCCUGGCCUGUACCCUGUCCCUGGGUCAGAACUCUGCUGCCUCCUGGCCUGUCCCUGGGUCAGAACUCUGCUGCCUCCUGGCCUGUACCCUGUCCCUGGGUCAGAACUCUGCUGCCUCCUGGUCUGGGUCAGAACUCUGCUGCCUCCUGGUCUGUACCCUGUCCCUGGGUCAGAACCCUGCUGCCUCCUGGUCUGUAUCCUGUCCCUGGGUCAGAACUCUGCUCCCUCCUGGUCUGUCCCUGGGUCAGAACUCUGCUCCCUCCUGGUCUGUCCCUGGGACAGAACCCUGCUGCCUCCUGGUCUGUACCCUGUCCCUGGGUAAGAACUCUGCUCCCUCCUGGUCUGGGUCAGAACUCUACUGCCUUCUGGCCUGUACCCUGUCCCUGGGUCAGAACUCUACUGCCUCCUGGUCUGUACCCUGUCCCUGGGUCAGAACUCUGCUCCCUCCUGGUCUGUCCCUGGGUCAGAACUCUGCUCCCUCCUGGUCUGUCCCUGGGACAGAACCCUGCUGCCUCCUGGUCUGUACCCUGUCCCUGGGUAAGAACUCUGCUCCCUCCUGGUCUGGGUCAGAACUCUACUGCCUUCUGGCCUGUACCCUGUCCCUGGGUCAGAACUCUACUGCCUCCUGGUCUGUACCCUGUCCCUGGGUCAGAACUCUGCUCCCUCCUGGUCUGUCCCUGGGACAGAACCCUGCUGCCUCCUGGUCUGUACCCUGUCCCUGGCGUCCGUCCAACACAGACCAAUCGAUAACUCCCCUAACAGGGCCUCCCAGUUUUCUGUCUCGGCACCGCAGGGCCAACUCCAUGUUUGAGGAGAGUAAGAAAGGUAACCUGGAGAGAGAAUGUAUCGAGGAACUGUGCAACAAGGAGGAGGCACGGGAGAUCUUUGAGAACUACCCAGAGACGGAACACUUCUAUCCUCAAUAUGUCUUUUGUCUGGGUUCACAUCGUGUGGGCAUCAACAACCAGAACUCUGGAGACUCCAACGUCCCUUCAAACCUCAGAACCUGUGUCAAAGAGAUCAGUGACCAGUGCCUUCCGUUUCCGUGUUACAAGGAGGGUUCUGAACGCUGCAUCGAUGGCCAGGCCUCCUUCACCUGUCAGUGUCGACCAGGCUGGAAGGGGCCGCGCUGUGAGGAUGACAUUGACGAGUGUUCAGACCCAGAUCACCAAGCCGGCUGCAACCAGAAGUGUUACAACUCCCCCGGGAGCUUCCGUUGUAUGUGUGACGAUGGGUACCGGUUCAGAACCAGCGAGAAGAUCCACUGUACAGAUAUCAAUGAGUGUCUGCUGUACCCCAGUAUCUGUGAAGAACCGGCUAAAUGUGUCAACAACCCUGGCAUGUAUGAGUGCCAGUGUCCCCCGGGCUUCAGUUACAACUUCACCUUGCGUUCCUGUUUGGAUGUCGACGAGUGCGAGGUGGGCGUGUGUGAGGGCGUGUGUGUGAACACGAUGGGUAGCUACUCCUGCCGCUGCGAAGGUCGUCAGGGCCUGCGGUUAGCGGAGGACCAGCGCUCCUGUGAGGAGGUGCCGGUGUGUGUCCAGCUCUACGACUACAAACACUCUGAGAUGCUAUACCUGGGAGAACAAUUCACCGGAGGGCCUGUCAUAUACCUCCGCUUCAGACUACCGGAGAACACCAAGUUUGCUGCAGAGUUUGACUUCCGUACGUUUGAUCCAGAAGGGGUGGUUCUGUACGCAGAGUCUUCCCAGGACUCAUGGUUCAUGCUGGGGCUGAGGGGAGGACGGAUCGAGGUCCAGUUCAAGACCCAGCACUCCCUGAAGGUCACCAGCGGGGGCAAGGCCAUCAACGACGGACAGUGGCAUGUGAUCUCAGUAGAUGAACUAGAGUCCAGUAUCAGUGUUAAGAUCAGUAAGGAAGCUGUGAUGAGCAUCAACAGCCCUGAGAGUCUCUUUACGUCCAUUAACGGGAAACUGGAGACCAAGGUGUACAUCGCAGGGCUGCCCAACCGCACCGACAGCGUCAUCAAACCGAUCAACCCUCGUCUGGACGGGUGUAUCCGGGGCUGGAACCUGAUGAACCAGGGGGCGUCUGGGGUCAAAGAGGUUAUUCAGGAGAAGAAGAGUAAACACUGUUUCCUGCACGUAGAGAGAGGAACCUACUUCACUGGGGCAGGACUGGCUCACUUCAACGUAGACUACAGGGAGUCAGGGAGCUGGAGGGUGGCUCUGAAGAUGCAUAUCCGUCCGUCCAGCAGUACAGGAGUCCUCUUCGCUCUGGUCCUCAACGAUACCGUCCCCCUGUCUGUCGCCGUGGUUACACAAGGACCUGACGAAGCUGACCUGCAGGUGUUCCUGGAUGGAGUGUCCGUGGCAACGCUGCAGUCGUUGAUGUUGUGUUACCCGGACCGUCUGUCUGUAGAACUGACUGUCACCCCCACUAGCCUGGAGAUCGUCGCCAACACCUCCACCUGGUCCUACAGCCUCCCUGACGGGGCGCUGGAUCGACUCAACAACACAAUGAUGACACACUCUGUCAGGACAUGUAUAGGAGGACUUCCAGAUGAGGUCCCAGUCUCCGCCACCCCAGUGACAGCCUACUACCACGGCUGUAUGGACGUCACCGUCAACGCUCGACUGUUAGACUUCGAUGAGGCAGACAGUAAACACAACAGCAUUAAGUCCCACUCCUGUCCCCCUGUCUCGCCCCCCCAAGACACUCUCUGACGACCCCCCCCACCACCACUCACCCUACAGGAAGUGACCUCACAGCCAGGUCGACCAAUCACCACACAUCUCUGUCCUGAGGCCCACAUCUGUGUAUAUGAUCCUCUACCUAAUGAUUAGGAGGAGGGGGAGGGAGGGGGGUAGGGGGAGAGGAAGGGAGGGAAGAAAGGAGUGGGGGAGGGAGAGAGGGAAGAAAGGGGGAGGGAGGGGGGAGUGGAAGGGAGACGGGGGAGGGAGAGAUGAUGGGUGGACUUGCACAAUGCAGUCAUUUCUGUUUAUUUAGUUUCCUGCACUCUUUGUUAGACUGUUUUUGAAGGUUUCAUAUUUUUCAUUGGACACAUUGCCCUCACCCUCACCAUCACCCUCACCAUCACCCCACCAUGGUUUGUAUUGCCGUGAAAUAAACACCAGGCUCUGUUCCUGUGAAGAAGAGGAGUUACCAAAACAUGUUGCCAUGGACACUGACUGUUCCAGCAUCACUGGUUCUGUUGCCAUAGACACGGACUGUUCCAGCAUCACUUGUUCUGUUGCCAUAGACACUGACUGUUCUAGCAUCACUGGUUCUGUUGCCAUAGACACUGACUGUUCCAGCAUCACUUGUUCUGUUGCCAUAGACACUGACUGUUCCAGCAUCACUGGUUCUGUUUCCAUAGACACGGACUAAUCCAGCAUUACUUGUUCUGUUGCCAUAGACACUGACUGUUCCAGCAUCACUGGUUCUGUUGCCUUAGACACGGACUAAUCCAGCAUUACUUGUUCUGUUGCCAUAGACACUGACUGUUCCAGCAUCACUGGUUCUGUUGCCAGGGGUUCCAUAGACAUGUAGUGAAACAGCUGAGCUCUGGAAGGUUCUGAUACAGUGGACCUGGGAUACAUGGUUCUGGUAUAUACAGUCGGAAGUUUACAUACACUUAGGUUGGAGUCAUUAAAACUUGUUUUUCAACCACUC